This is a messenger RNA of Penicillium riverlandense, 2070 nucleotides long. RefSeq lists its product as uncharacterized. Lineage: Eukaryota; Fungi; Ascomycota; Eurotiomycetes; Eurotiales; Aspergillaceae. Gene Ontology annotation, molecular function: FAD binding; acyl-CoA oxidase activity; fatty acid binding. Gene Ontology annotation, biological process: lipid homeostasis; fatty acid beta-oxidation using acyl-CoA oxidase. Gene Ontology annotation, cellular component: peroxisome. The transcript is spliced from 6 exons. Bases 1 to 2070 code for a protein of 689 amino acids. The record is from RefSeq and is a predicted model, not a curated record.
AUGCCGGACUUCACUGAUCGCCUCCGUCCCUGCCAGCCCGACGGGCCAACAACACUUGCUCGUGAGCGAGAGCAGUCUAGUGUUUCUGUGAAUGAGCUGGCACAACACUUACUCUCAGCCGACGGAUUUCUGGAGCGACAGGCUAGAGUCCUCCCAGUGUUGCAGCAAGAACCACUAUUCUCCAAAGAAAAACAACAAAACUUGUCGCGACCCGAACGCUUCAAACUAGGGCUGGCGCGAGCGAAGCUGCUCCGUCGACUGGCAGACAAACAUGCCUGGAGUACUGUCGACUAUAAAAUGGCUGAAUACCUGGUGGACGAUGUCUCACCAUAUUUACUACAGAUGGAGAUGUUCCUUACCACAAUCCGCGAGCAGGCAAGCGAGGAGCAGCGCGCAUACUGGCAGCCUCUGAUUGAGUCGUGGAAGAUCUACGGCGCAUACGCACAAACUGAACUCGGCCAUGGCAGUAAUGUUCGCGGACUGGAGCUCGAGGCGCGAUGGGAUAGUCGCACCAAGGAGUUCGUGCUGCACAGCCCUACUUUGACAGCCAGCAAAUGGUGGAAUGGAAGUUUGGGCCGCCUUGCCAAUCAUGCCAUUGUCGUUGCUCAGCUUCUUCUGCCUGAGCCAGGCUCUCCAGACAAAUAUGUGUCCCAUGGGCCUCACCCGUUCAUUGUGCAAGUGCGAGAUAUGAAGACGCAUCAGCCUCUGAAUGGAGUCGUGAUUGGGGACAUCGGACCGAAAUAUGGAUAUAUCACCAUGGAUAACGCGUAUAUGCUGUUCGAGAACUUCCGAAUUCCUCAUUCUGCGAUGUUAUCCCGCUAUUCCAGUGUCAACCCUGACACAGGUAUCUACACGAAGCCAGAACAGCCUGCAUUGGUUUAUGGAUCCUUGACCUACGUGCGCGCAAACAUCGUUCACCACGCGCGACUCGUCCUCGCGCGCGCGGUGACCGUUGCAGUGCGCUACACCGCAAUCCGUCGACAAUUUCAAGACCGCGACGGGGACAAGAAGGGACCAGAAAUGGCGGUCCUUGAUUAUCCUACCGUCCAAAUCCGCAUCAUGCCUCUGCUAGCAACUACUUUUGCUCUGCAUUACACCGGCCAGGCAAUGCGGACAGUAUAUGAGAACACGCGACAUGAGGUUGAGCAAGGCAAUUUCCGGACACUGGCGCAUAUGCACAGCAUGUCUUCUGGACUGAAGAGCCUUUGCACAAUGCUUGCGGCAGACGGGAUCGAGACGUGUCGGCGUGCGUUGGGCGGACACGGCUUUGGUGGUGGAAGCGGUCUUAUCCAACUCAAUAAUGACUACCUGUCUAAGCCCACGGUCGAGGGUGACAACUGGAUGAUCACUCAGCAGGUGGCUGCAUAUCUGAUUAAGAAGAUGACUGCCGCGGCCGAGUCGCCGAAUACCGCUACUGCUGACGAAACAGAUGCGCGGUUCAAGGAAUUCAUUCGAGCGCGAAGCAGUGCAAACCCACGCCCGGUUCAAUAUAAUGUUUUGAAAAACGAUCAAGAUAUUGCCAAGAGCUUUGAGCAUCGUGCCACUGCAUUGGCAUAUGACGCAUAUGAGCAGCGAGUUUUAGAGAAGAAGAACUGGAAUGAACUGCUAAUCCAACUGCACAAGCUGAGUCGAGCACAAUCCCAAUCGAUCUUGGUCUCCACGUUCUUUGAAGCUCUCUCCACCGACAAGAGUCUCUCUGGCUCCAACAAGACCGUGAUGUGGGAUCUGUACCGGUUAUUUGCCCUGUACACAAUGGAAAACGAGGGCUUCGAAUUCUUCCGCUGCAAUGCCGUCUCCCAAGACGACCUCAGCCGCCUUCCAGCCCGAAUCCAAGACUUGAUGGCGCGUCUUCGGCCUCACGCCGUGAACCUGGUUGACUCCUGGAAGAUUCCCGACUAUCUACUGGAUAGUGCACUUGGUCGAUAUGAUGGCCGUGUUUAUGAAGACCUAUAUAACCGGGCUCAUCGCCUGAAUCCGUUGAACAAGAUUACAUUCAACCCGAAUUACUGGGAAGAGGAGAUUGUCAAGGGGAGCGGGGAUAAUGGGUCGACUAUACUAUCCAAGCUGUGA